This is a messenger RNA of Trichomonas vaginalis G3, 1182 nucleotides long. RefSeq names its product nitrile biosynthetic process. The transcript has a single exon. The record is from RefSeq and is a predicted model, not a curated record. Gene Ontology annotation, molecular function: protein binding. NCBI's taxonomy places the organism in Eukaryota, Parabasalia, Trichomonadida, Trichomonadidae. The coding region runs from base 1 to 1182 and encodes 393 amino acids.
AUGGGACCUUUAUCUAGUGCCGCUAAUGCUUACCCUCAGGCAUUUGCUUAUAUCCCUCCAGAUGAGUAUGUUCCUAUGUCUGGAUACCGCCCUGACAACAAGGAUGAUUCAAUUGUCACGCAUCAACCUGUGACCAACUGUUCACUUGUGCAUAACCCGACUCUACUGAAAGGAUGGGUGCAUGCCAUAUGGUCGCUUUUACCUACAAAUGGGCUCGGGCCCUGCCCAAGAUCCUCCCAUUUUGAAGCAUACGAUGCAGAACACGAAAUUCUUUACAUCGGAUACGGCCUUAACAAAGAGAAUCAGCCAUUAAAUGAUAUAUGGAAGUAUGAUUUCCAUGUUAAGUCCUGGGCUCAGCUACCCGUAAACGGAUUUGAUAUCAUGCCACGUUCUGGUUCAAGAGCUACGCUUAUGAAGAACUACUUAGUCAUUUUUGGCGGAUAUAAUACAGGAACAAAGGAAUAUAUCGCCGAUUUACACAUAAUUAAUCUCGAUACUUACGAAAUCCUUCGCCCAGAGUUCAGUGGACCAGUCCCAGCUCCUCGUUCAUCACCGCUUGUUACAUCAUACGAGGACAAGAUUAUAAUCUGGGGUGGCUAUAAUGGAAAAUUCUUAUCCGAGCUGAACAUCCUCAAUACAACAGAAAAGACAUGGUCAUUCAUCGAAAAAGAUGUUAAGGGACGUACAGGAUUCCCACAUGUCCAAGACGGAAAAAUGAUUUACAUUCAAGGCGGAGCCACAGAUGAAAAUGCCGUUUUGAUGACAUUAGAUCUCGAAACAUUGGAAAUAGGAGGCUUUAUGCCAAAAGGACAGCCUGUAAACUCCAAAUUAAUCGGUUCCUCAAUGGUGAAGACAGGACCUGUCUUACUUCUCAUCGGAGGAAGGUCCAACGCACAAUACACACACGUUUACGCUUAUCAUCUCGAGCGCCAGACUUGGAUGUACUUCCAUAUCGCUCCAGAUGGUGAAACUGUUUCCACAGUUGAUGGAGAUGUUGAUGACAAUGGCCUGUUCAUGUUGCCAAGAACACAAAAUACAUCUCUUGUUUACAGAGAAGAAGAGCGCUCUGUCUUCGGAUUCCUUGGUGCUCCUUUAAUGGAUCCACCAAUGAUCCAUAAACUGUGCGUCGGACCAUCACUUGCAGUUAUCAACUUACAAGAUGAUAUGUUGAGAAUGAUUUGA